Messenger RNA from Eubalaena glacialis (North Atlantic right whale), 4593 nucleotides. It is a transcript of the gene NCBP3, whose product is annotated as nuclear cap binding subunit 3. The transcript has 14 exons. Gene Ontology annotation, cellular component: nucleus; cytosol. Bases 62 to 1945 code for a protein of 627 amino acids. Lineage: Eukaryota; Metazoa; Chordata; Mammalia; Artiodactyla; Balaenidae. The record is from RefSeq and is a predicted model, not a curated record. Gene Ontology annotation, molecular function: mRNA binding; RNA 7-methylguanosine cap binding.
AGUGGCGCUCUAGCCCGCGGUGUGCGGGGCGAGCUCUCAGUGGUGCGGCCGGCGGGCGGCGAUGGCGGCCGCACGGGGCCUGCGAGUGUCGGUGAAGGCGGAGGUCCCGGCGGGGCCGGCCUUGGGGCCCCCGUCGCCUGAAGCGGAGUCAGGUUUGGACCGCGGCGAGCCGGAGCCCAUGGAGGUGGAGGAGGGCGAGCUGGAGGUCGUGCCGGUUCGGCGCUCGCUGAAGGAACUGAUCCCGGACACAAGCAGAAGAUAUGAAAAUAAGGCUGGCAGCUUCAUCACUGGAAUCGAUGUCACCUCCAAGGAAGCAAUUGAAAAGAAAGAACAGCGAGCCAAGCGCUUCCAUUUUCGAUCAGAAGUAAAUCUUGCCCAAAGAAAUGUGGCCUUGGACCGAGACAUGAUGAAGAAAGCAAUCCCCAAAGUGAGACUGGAGACAAUCUACAUUUGCGGCGUAGAUGAGAUGAGUACCCAGGAUGUCUUUUCCUAUUUUAAAGAAUAUCCUCCGGCCCACAUUGAGUGGUUGGAUGAUACCUCCUGUAACGUGGUUUGGUUGGAUGAAAUGACAGCCACACGAGCCCUUAUCAAUAUGAGUUCCCUGCCAGCCCUGGAUAAGAUAAGAAGCAGGGAUGCCAAUGAGGACAAGUCAUCUGAGAAAAGUAAAAAAGACAAGCAAGAAGACAGUUCCGAUGACGAUGAGGCUGAAGAAGGAGAAGUUGAAGAUGAGAACGCAAGUGAUGUAGAGUUGGACACGUUGUCUCAGGUAGAAGAAGAGUCUCUGCUAAGAAAUGAUCUUCGUCCAGCUAACAAACUUGCUAAAGGAAAUAGAUUAUUCAUGAGAUUUGCUACAAAAGAUGACAAAAAGGAACUUGGAGCAGCGAGAAGAAGUCAGUAUUACAUGAAAUAUGGGAAUCCAAAUUACGGAGGCAUGAAAGGAAUUCUUAGUAAUUCUUGGAAGCGAAGAUACCAUUCCCGUCGCAUUCAGCGGGAUGUGAUCAAGAAGAGAGCCCUGAUUGGGGACGACGUUGGCUUGACAUCCUAUAAACACCGACAUUCCGGACUAGUGAAUGUUCCUGAGGAACCCAUUGAAGAGGAGGAAGAGGAGGAGGAGGAAGAGGAGGACCAGGACAUGGAUGCUGAUGACAGGGUGGUGGUGGAGUACCACGAGGAGCUCCCAGCCCUCAAGCAGACCCGGGAGCGGAGCACAUCUCGGCGGUCCAGUGCCAGCAGCUCAGACUCGGAUGAAAUGGACUAUGAUCUAGAACUGAAAAUGAUUUCCACUCCUUCACCGAAGAAGAGCAUGAAAAUGACGAUGUAUGCUGACGAAGUGGAAUCGCAGUUGAAAAAUAUCAGGAACUCCAUGAGGGCAGAUACUCUAUCUACAAGCAAUAUAAAAAACCGAAUUGGUAACAAAUUAACACCUGAGAAAUUUGCAGAUGUCCGACAUUUGUUAGAUGAAAAACGUCAACACACACGUCCACGGCCACCUGGCAGCAGUACUAAAACAGAUAUACGCCAGCGAUUAGGAAAAAGACCACAUUCUCCGGAAAAGGCUUUUAGUAGUAACCCAGUCGUUCGGAGAGAGCCCUUUUCUGAUGUACAUAGUAGGCUAGGUGUUCCCAGGCAAGAUGUUAAAGGCCUCUACUCUGAUACUCGGGAGAAGAAAUCAGGUAGUUUAUGGACUCGCUUAGGAUCUGCACCCAAGACCAAAGAAAAGAACACGAAGAAAGUGGAUCACAGGGCUCCCGGCACAGAGGAAGACGACUCCGAGCUGCAAAGGGCAUGGGGGGCUCUGAUUAAGGAGAAAGAACAGUCUCGCCAAAAGAAGAGCCGCUGUUACCAGCACCCUUUUCCCAAGAAAAGUCAAUUCCCAGGUGCUUAUUGGACAGCCUUCGAGGGGGAAGAUGAGGGAAGCUGCCAGCUCACCCUUCCAGGAUCCUAGUGUGGGGGCCGAAUCUCAUGGACCUGACCUCAGAGGUGCACCCGUGCCGCCCAGGUAGAUAAGAGCCGCAGCGUCGAUCGCCCUUCGUUCCUCCCUGGGGAUUUCUGUUAGGGGGCCUUGUUAGUGAUCAGCUUGAAGUGAAGAUCAAGUUCAGUGCUGUGGGAUUUUUAGGAACAAAAAACUGUGACUUUGGGAUUUGGGGUGGAUUUUUGUGCUAGGGGUGGGGUCAUGGGUUAAUGUUGAACAAUUUUUAAGUCUGUAUUAUGUUUGAAAAAUAUUAAUGAUUUAAAAGUUAAAAUUUUUAAUUUUUAUAUGUGAAAAUACUUCCUGUUGGCUACGAGGGAAGCUCAAGUGGUGUCUUCUUAUGUGCUGUUAAAUAUAUAUUAUAUACUUUGGAAGAAGGCAAAGAGGGGAGCCUCAUUAUUUUUAAAUGAUCCUAAGUGUAUAGUCUGUCUGUUGUACAUAGAGUUUAACUUGCUUUUUGGCCGCUGUAGGGAAAAAUACCCAUCCACCUGAGAUGGGAACCUGUCAUUUAUAAUCACUUCAGAAGUGAUACACUGUUAUUUAUUCUUUCUGUCUCCAAGUUCUGGCACUUGGAGACUUCUUCAAAACUGGCAAAUAAGAUAAUAGUUAUAGAAAUUUUAGUUCAUUUAUUUCUAAACUCCUUUCAGUUUAUUUUACCAUGAGAAGGUGGUAGAUUAUUUUGUCUUCCUGUCUGAUUUUUAUUUUGAAGUAUUUAGUGUUGUAUUCCUCUGCAGGCUUAAAAAUAGUGUUUUACUUCAAUUCAGUAGAGCUUAGGAGUUAAAGAGAAUAAAGCCUGUGUUGCUUGUGUGAUGUCACAACCCCUCACCUGUCUGGAAUGUUCAGCACCCAGUGCAGCUCAGGGUUCUAGAGAUCUUUGCUCGUGCCUGAGCUAAUGGUCACAUGAUUAGUUGAUUGCAGUGUGGUGCGAUGGAGGGCGGAACGAACGCUUUGUUUAAUAAAGAAAGGCGGGGAGACUUGAGAGUUGCAACAAGAACUGUGUUGUCCAUAUUUUGUUGGUUAACCUGCUUUUUCCCUCCCUGUAGAAAGAUGAGAGCAUGUAACCAUGAUAUGUUUCAGCUUCCUAGUGGGAUUCUAGGAAAGAGCUGGUUCGGGUUUCUCUGCCAGUUGAGACCUAAGGUUUCUGAGGUUUCUCAGCUCUUUGCCCAUGAAGCACACAGCUGAGAACCAGGUUCUUGAGGAGGGGCCAGGGUCUGGGCGGUUGGUCAAGUGAGAAGUGCAGGGGCUGUAGAGUCAGAGACGCUGACCCCUGGCUCUGCUCCGUGGGCCUGGGCCUCAGUUUCCCCUUCUAGCAAAUGAAUGGGCUGGUACCAGAGCUGCUGGCUUCGUUGGUGCGUCUUAAUGGUGUUUUGCUGUGUCAGAGCGGUGGCUGCAGCGGGCUGGCCAGCACCAGUGUCUGCGGCAGGUGCAGGGAGGGUCAAGGAGACAACUGAGGGUGUGCAUGAGGUUGUGGACGGGACUACCCCCACCCCAUUCCAGUCUCUGGGCCCCUAGUGAGACAAAGAGGUCCCCGUGGUCAGGGUCCCCACUGACAUGCUCUCUGCAGUGUUCAGAAAACUCCCCUUCUCAGACUUUCCCUUGUGUUUCCCAGUCAUGACCCUUUCCCACCAGUAGUUCAGGCCCACUUGUCCCAUGGCCUUUCAGCCCUCACCAGUCUUCUGCUAGGGAUCAAGGAAGACUUUCAGGAAGGGCGGUGGUGUGUAGUUAAAACUGACGUGACCAAGAAAAAUGCCUACUUCAGCAGGCUUGCAGUUCUCACAAACACGCAGAGCCCAGAAAAUUACCUUUAAAGACGUUAAGUUUUAUUUCCCAAAGUUACUGGCCUUAGCCUCUCACUCGCCAGCCCACUCAAGCACUCAGAUCUUGCAGCAUCUUACGAGUGCUCUGGAAGCCCAGGCCCUUUCUUGGGAGUUGGGGAGCAAAGAUGGACAGUCGGUUUAGUCUUUACACAUAUGAGAUUUUAGAUACGUUUUUGCUGCUUGAUAAUACUUACAGAUACCUCAUUUCUGUUUUCCACUCUCCGCCUUGGGAGAGGUGCCAACUACCCAGGAGAGCUUGUGGAGCCCAGCACACAAUGGAACCUCUCCUCCCCUGGCCUCCUCUAGCCUGACCCCAUGAGUCCCUCGCCUUAGGUCAGAAACUGUCUUCUCCCACUCCAUCCCCGCAGCAGCCUCUUUACUGGUUCCUCUCCCCUGUCUCUCCCUCUCCAUUCUGCACACUGCAGCUGGGAUGAACUUUCGGUGUUGUUAGCAGCUUUAUUGAGAUAUAAUUUACAUAGCAUACAGUUCACGCAUUUAAAGUGUACACUUCAGUGGCUUUUAGUAUAUUCACAGAGUUGUGCAUCCAUUGCCAUAAUCAAUGUUAGAAUAUUUUCAUCAUCAAAAAGAAACCCUGUACCCAUUCACAGUACCCCAUUCCUUCUUCCCCACUGGCAACCACUAACUACUUUUUGUCUCUAUGGAUUUAUCUAUUCUGAACAUUUCAUAUAAAUGGGAAUGAUACACUUUGUGGCUGUUUGUGACUGGUUUCUUUAACUAAACAUAUUUUCGAGGUUCAUCCAUGUUGUAAUAUAUAUCAGUACUUCAUUUCUUUUUAUUGCUGAGUAA